UUUUUUUUCGGAUGACCGAUCCGGAUCGUCUCAACCAAAUUCUACAAGAUCAACCAUACAUUGAAGGGUUCGUGCAACCAUCGGCCGCCGAUUUCUCUGCGAGAGCUUCGAUAACAGAAAAAGAAUUGAAAGGGCGAGAGCAUUUGGAACGCUGGUUUCAGCAUUUAUCAUCUUUUGAAAUGACUGCUGAAACUGAUGUCCGAUCAACGGAGAACCUACCCCAACAAAUCCUCGAUUUCCUUCAAGAAUCGAAUGAAUUCAACUCAAUUCAACUCGCCCAGCAAUGGAAUCUCGAUCAUCAGAAAGUGAUUGGAGCAAUCAAAAGUUUGCUUGCAAACGAAGGGGUUCUUACCACCAAAGAUGUGACCGAGAAACGGCUGGAAUUAACUAACGAGGGAGUACAGUUUGCUAACGAAGGUUCGCCGGAGUACCUCGUUUUUGAGUUUGUUGGAACUGAUGGAGCCGCGCAAGCUGACAUUCAGAAGAAACCAUUUGGAAAAAUUGGUAUGGCGAAAGCUAUGCAGUUCAAAUGGGUUUCUGUGGAUAAGGGACGUGUCGUCCGACAAGCCACUGAAGUAACUGAUUCCACCAGAAAACAGCUCGAGUCGUUAAGAAUUGGAAGUUCCGAUGUUAGUGAAAAUGAGAAGAAGGAGCUGAAGAAGAGAAAGCUUAUCAGUGAAGUAAACAUCAAAGCAUUGGUGGUUUCCAAGGGAACAUCUUUCACCACUAGUCUUGCAAAGCAGGAAGCUGAUUUGACUCCGGAAAUGAUUGCUUCUGGUUCAUGGAAAGACAUGCAAUUCAAAAAGUAUAAUUUCGAUUCACUCGGAGUUGUUCCGUCAUCUGGGCAUCUGCAUCCAUUAAUGAAAGUGCGGUCUGAAUUCCGACAAAUCUUCUUCUCAAUGGGAUUUUCUGAAAUGGCGACAAAUCGAUACGUGGAGUCGUCUUUCUGGAACUUUGAUGCCCUUUUCCAACCUCAACAGCAUCCUGCAAGAGAUGCUCAUGAUACUUUCUUCGUUUCUGAUCCCGCGAUUAGCACGAAGUUCCCUGAAGAUUAUUUGGAGAGAGUAAAAACUGUUCAUUCGAAAGGGGGAUAUGGUUCCGCUGGAUAUAACUACGACUGGAAGAUUGAAGAGGCUCAGAAGAAUGUUCUUAGAACCCAUACAACCGCCGUAUCUGCUCGGCAGUUGUACCAGCUAGCUCAGGAAGGUUUCCGUCCAUCUAAACUAUUCUCGAUUGACCGUGUUUUUCGUAAUGAGACUCUCGACGCUACACAUUUGGCCGAGUUCCAUCAAGUAGAAGGAGUAAUUGCUGAGAAAAAUCUCAGUUUGGCUCAUCUUAUCGGAAUCUUCACCGAGUUCUUCAAGAAAUUGGGAAUCACCAAUCUUCGUUUCAAGCCAACAUACAAUCCAUAUACCGAGCCGAGUAUGGAAAUUUUCGCGUACCAUCAAGGACUUACUAAAUGGGUGGAGAUUGGAAACUCUGGAAUGUUCCGCCCUGAAAUGCUUCUGCCGAUGGGUUUGCCAGCUGAUGUGAAUGUCGCUGGUUAUGGUUUGUCCCUGGAGCGCCCGACAAUGAUUAAGUAUGGAAUUAACAACAUUCGUGAUCUUUUCGGAAGCAAAAUCGAUUUGAAUGUGGUCUACAAUAAUCCAAUCUGUAGACUCGACAAGUAACUUAUUUAAUCCUUUUUUUUGUUUUUGAAAUUUCCGGUUAUCAUAUCCUCUAAAUAUAUUGCUUCUCCUUUUUAAUUAUUUGGAAAUUGUUGGGUUUUCCUUUCUCGUUUUUGUUGUAGCCGAAAAUUAUUAUAAUGAAAAUGCUUGUUUUAUA
Caenorhabditis elegans is the source of this 1824-nucleotide messenger RNA. RefSeq names its product phenylalanine--tRNA ligase (gene fars-1). Lineage: Eukaryota; Metazoa; Nematoda; Chromadorea; Rhabditida; Rhabditidae. The transcript is spliced from 9 exons. Gene Ontology annotation, biological process: tRNA aminoacylation; phenylalanyl-tRNA aminoacylation. The coding region runs from base 12 to 1670 and encodes 552 amino acids. The record is from RefSeq and is marked reviewed. Gene Ontology annotation, molecular function: tRNA binding; nucleotide binding; aminoacyl-tRNA ligase activity. Gene Ontology annotation, cellular component: cytoplasm.